AUCGGUCAUACAACAAUCGAUCCGAUAAUUAUCGAUACUAUUGCUUAUUUGUUAUCAUCGAUUAGUAAAUAUUUGUUAUUGCGAUGAAGUUGUCGGUAUCCGCGUAUCGGGCUCAUGCGAGCGCGCACAAGAAGAUCCUGUCGUCCAGUUACCAGCUGAACUACGGUUCUACGGGGAGUGCCAGUUCCAGCGGAGUGCACUGCGCUGACACGGCCCAACGUGUACUAACGCAAUUGGACAAAUCUGGCCCUGCAACUGGCGAAAUGUCCGAGGGAGACGCGUCCGCGGUCAAAUUGCUACCGGAUACUUCCGACGGUAGCAAUUUGCCCACAUCCUCCGGAGCAGGUUCGACCGCCGUCACCGGAACCCUGUCGCCGCAGUCCGCCACUGGAGGCGGCUCCUCUGCCCGAUCAACUUCCAGAGAAGAAGACGAGGAAGAUUCCAGUAACAAUGCUAGCAGUGGCGGAUGUAAGAGCCCUUCGGGGAGGAGAUACGAUUCAGGGAACAAAUCGAACCAGCGAUGGAUGAAAUUGCGAACAACUGUUCAGCUAACAUCUGCAAUACAGACGAUACAAAAGAAGCCUCCUUUGAAACGAGAAGAUUCCUUCCUCAAACGAUUCUCCACUAGACAGAUUCCGGAAACACAGGAGACGGUUGAAGACACGG
Molecule: messenger RNA, 666 nt
Organism: Ctenocephalides felis (cat flea)
Lineage: Eukaryota; Metazoa; Arthropoda; Insecta; Siphonaptera; Pulicidae
Source: RefSeq, a predicted model, not a curated record